Molecule: messenger RNA, 609 nt
Organism: Entamoeba invadens IP1
Lineage: Eukaryota; Evosea; Mastigamoebida; Endamoebidae
Exons: 1
Coding region: 1-609 (202 amino acids)
Source: RefSeq, a predicted model, not a curated record
AUGGAAGACGUCCCCAUUUCCCCGAUCUUGACUGAAAAUACACAGAGUUACCACCAACCACUUUCCCCAACAUUUUCAGAGGCGGAUUUGACGCUCGACAAAGAGAAUCGGAUACCACAGACUUUAGAAGAGAAACGGAAUAUAGCUGCACUUCCGCGGAAGCCCAAGAACUCCGUCAACGAAGAAACGUUGAAAGUCAUCCACAACAUGAAUCAAAGAAAAUACAAAGCAAAGGAUAUCGCAAGUGUCACGGAAUUAACUAAAAGUACUGUGUACAAAUAUAUCGAGCGGAUGGCUACAGAGAAGACCGACGAAAUGUCUUCACUGCUUCGAAAGCGUGGGAGAAAGAGAACGGAGAACCGUUCGAUGCAAUCGAAAAUCAUGGAAAUUUGCGACACACCCGGUGAUAAGACUUUGAAAGAUAUUAAAGACAAAUUGAAGGAGGAAGGUUAUGAUAUCUCGAUAUCUUAUCUCUCAAAGAUCAUGAAGAGACUCGGACUCGCAAAGGGAAACACUUUGAAGUCCGGGUUAUUGUCGCAAAAGGAUGACUCGUCUUUUAGCAUGUUCACUCAACAAUUCGAGGACAUGCUCCCACCCCCUACGAACUAA